This is a messenger RNA of Cooperia oncophora, 405 nucleotides long. Lineage: Eukaryota; Metazoa; Nematoda; Chromadorea; Rhabditida; Trichostrongylidae. The record is from the annotation of a GenBank genome assembly.
AUGUUUGUACCCGAAGAGAACUGUGAUGGAAACAGCUGGAAGGACUGGAUGAUCAUUAUUGUCAACAUAUUGGGAGUUUCAUUCAUUGAAAUCACAUUUGAUGCGUGCUAUUUGGUGGCAGUGGAAUGCUUCCCUACACCUAUACGAUCAAUUGGAAUGGGAACGUGCUCCUUGUCAGCACGACUAGGAGCACUCAUAGCACCUCAGAUGGCAUACUUGUCUACUAUCUACCAACCAGCACCUUACGCAGUCGUUGUAUGUGUGGGAUUAGUAGCUCUUGGGAUCUCAUUAGCGUUCUUGCCGGAUACAAAAGGAGUGGAUCUCGCAUGUAUUGGAAGCGAGGUGAAGAGCAGGAAAGUGCAAGGAAUACAAGUGUACAUCACUAAGCAUGACAUCGCUAAGUAA